Messenger RNA from Schizophyllum commune H4-8, 998 nucleotides. RefSeq lists its product as uncharacterized. The coding region runs from base 286 to 735 and encodes 149 amino acids. Lineage: Eukaryota; Fungi; Basidiomycota; Agaricomycetes; Agaricales; Schizophyllaceae. The transcript has a single exon. The record is from RefSeq and is a predicted model, not a curated record.
CUCCUUGCUAUCGCGUCCGUCUCCUUGCUAUCCCCCGUCCGUCUCCUUGCUGUCGCACAUCCGUCUUUGUGCGCCGCGCUCUAUAGUUCUUCUGAGUUCACUCUCCAGGGCGUGUCGUGCUCUUCGAGGCCCGCCGUGCUCUUCGAGGCGCACCGUGCUCUCCAGCGCGUGACGUGCUCUCCAGCACGUGUCGUGCUCUCCAGCGCGUGACGUGCGAUUGCUUGCAGCAUCUCCCGCUCUCGCCUUGGGAUCUCGCGCUCUUGUAUGCACGCUCUCGCCUGCACGAUGUCCCUUCGUCUCUGCCGGCCGCGCUCGUCAGGUCGACCGCGCUCGUCCAGUGCAUCUCGCUCGUCAGGUCGACCCCGUCCUGUCGCCUGGCCUCCCCACCUUCCCUUCCCCUUCUCCCACCUCCCCACCUCGCACUUCCCGCACUUCCCGCCUUUUCUCCCCUGCUCGACAUCUCGCCCCACCUUCACUUCUCGCCUCCCUCCCUCCUUUCGCCUCCCUCCCUCCUUUCGCCUCGUUACUCCCCCUCUCCCCUCAUCGCCCCUCCCCCCUCUCGCCUCUCGCUCCGUCGUCCCUCCCCCUCUCGCUCCGUCAUCCCUCCCCCUCUCGCCUCAUCGUCCCUCCCCACCUCCCUCCCCACUUCGCCUCGUUGUCGCUCCCCCUUUCGCUCCGUCCUCGCUCCCACCCCCCACCUCUCCUCUCGAGCGCAGAUGGCAGGGCGGAAGGUGACCUCGAGCGCCUCGUCGUCGCUCCCCACCUCUCUACCGCCCCGGUGGUACCGAGCGCCUCGGCGACCUCGAGCGCACUGGCAGAAGGUGGGGCGCUCGACUCGGUGCGCUGAUGGUUGCGAGGGAAGAGGAGGAGGCGGGUGCGUGUGGCGAAGACGGCGAGGGAGGAGGCACGACGCUCGACUGGGAGGAGGAUGACGCGUCGCUCGACUGGGAGGAGUGCUGAUGGGGGGGAAGAGAAGGGGGAGGCGGACGACGCGGGGG